AGACCAAGCCAACAGGGACAGAAAGAGAGAGCCAGCAAAAAAGAGAGGGCGAGAGGGAGGGCAAGCUUUAAUACUUCAGUGGAGUUAGUUGCCAGCUCUCUCUCAGUCACUACACAGGCCACUGGAAGGCAAUUUCUCUCAUCACAGAAGUAGCAAUACGAAGGGAAAAGGUGGACUUUUGCUGUGGGAAUCAUCCCUUCUCAACUCACCGCAUCUCCUUUUCAGUUUUGGACAGGUGCUUCACAGACAGACACCACCACCGCCACCAUGACCUGGGAUGACCUGUUCUCGCACGACUACCACUCGAACAUGUCGUUCGACUACAACAACACGCCGUGGUUUGUCCACGACUGCAACAUCAAGCUGAACCACGACUACCGGCGCAUCUCCCUCUUCCUCAUGUCCCUCUUCACCUUCAUGGUGGGCCUGGCCGAGAACGCGCUGGUCCUGUGGGUCAACUGGCGCCGGCGCCACUCGGCCAGCGGCGUGCUCUUCUGUGUCCUCAACGUCAGCCUGUCCGACCUGAUGAUGGUCAUGACCCAGCCCUUCUUCAUGCUGGAGUUCACCAUGGACAAGGUGUGGAUCUGGGGCCGCUUCCUUUGCCGGGUCACGCACCUCAUCUUCAUGCUCAACUUCUACUCCAGCUCCUUCUUCCUGGCACUAAUGACUCUGGAGCGCUACCUGUCGCUGGUGUGGCCCAACAUGCGGCCCUUCUUCCCGCGGGAGCGGGUGCAGCGCUGGCUCCGCUGCGGCGGCGUGUGGCUGCUGUCCCUCGUCCUGUCCCUGCUGGAGAACUCGCACGUCGACCUGCUGGAGUGGCACGAGCCGGGCUGCUACGUCAUGCCGGAGUACGACUACGCGGGCUGGUGGGUGGCUCUGACCCUGGUCGCCUUCUUCUUCCAGUUCGUGGGCCCCAGCGCCGUCAUCGUCACCUGCAACGUGCUGAUCGCGCGGGCCGUGCGCUCGGCGCCCGACGUGCAGGGCCGGCGCGACGUGUGGCUGGUGCACGUGUACUCGAUAGUCUUUGUGGCCGUGUGGCUGCCCUACCACCUGGUCUUCCUGCUGCUGAUGAUUGAUGACAUCCACCCCUACCUGAUGUCCUGCAACAUGGUGGACGUGCUCUACUUCUCCUACGACAUUGUGACGGCCAUCUCCGUUUUCCACUGCGUGCUCAACCCCAUACUCUACAACUUCCUCAGCAAGAGCUUCCGGAACAAUCUCCUCAACGCCGUCUCGGAGCACCUGCCUCCCGCCAAGGACCCCGAGGCCAACGCCGCCGACGCCAACGCCAACGGAGGGAGGAAUGGGAUGAAAGGGACGCCCAAUCAGCGCAAGCUCAGCAACGCCAGCACCAGCCAAUCAGGCGUGGACUCCUAGGACACAGAGGAGGAGGAAGUUGCUAUGACGACAGCAGCAUCAGCACUGAGACCAAGACUGUGAAAUGCUGAGAAGUUGUGCCGUACGUAGUUGUUGCUUUAACACUGUCGCAACCUGCGGGCGAGCAUGGAAGAGCACGAUGACAGAGAGGGGAAGAGAGAAAAGAAAAGAGGAAUUUCCUGCCACGCUUCCUGGCUCAAAAAUGUCCCACAGGAACUUCUUUUGAAAAAAAAAUGCUGAACACUGGGGAAGGAAAGGGUUUCCCUAUGACAUUGAACACCUACCGUAUGUCGAUUGCAAAUCAUUCCAGUUCCUCCCCUCAUAGAUAGAUAGAAAGAUAGGAGGAGGGAUACAGAGGAACGUGGUCGGGGACCAGAGGAAAGGACGGGAAGAACUAGAAUAAUUUGCAGACGUUAUAAGAGUCAUGUGAGGGAGAAACAUGGAAGACUGUGAAUUUAAGAAAAAAAAGCUUUUUUUCUUCCUUUCUCAGCACUGCAUCUAUCUACCCUUAGUUUCAUCAUCUCAACGGCCACAAUGGCUAUGAUGUGAUAUAUUAUGUGUUCACCUUAUUUAUACACAUCAUUUCCGAAGCAAGAGCACCAAAAUAUUAUGCACUACUGAAGUGAAUUUUAAAGUGUAAAUAUAUAUGUUUUGUUGAAGUCGUGGACUUAAGAACGUUUCAGGUGAAACCACCGACCUGGGUAUUCUUAUGCCUCUUUUCCACUGCCGGUUUUCUGGUAGCCCUACAGCUCCAAACAGCACGACUCAGCUGCCACUUUUUGCCUUACGAAUAGGCACGAGGUCUACCAGAAAGUUGGUAGUGGUAAAGAGGCAUUUAGUAUCGUUCAUAAGCUUUCUAAUUGAAAGAACAGAACCAGCCACUUGAACUAUAGAAGGCAACUGCAUAUGUGACAGAGAAGAGUGUGAAGUGUAGUGCAGGGAGGUGGUAUACUCUGCCAUUAAAAUAAAUGUGAUGAUCCAAAUAUGGCUUUGGGUCCAAAUGUGUCAUCUUCUUUUUGAAUCAGUGGUUAGCCUCACUGCUUAUAGCUACAGGUUGUAAGAGCAGUCACAACCUCCUGCUAAGACUAUGGACAAGGUUAACCUGACAAGACUGGAAAAGUAUAGCCAAACCAUUGUGUAAAUGUGAAAAUGUCCUUCAAAAUCACUGUGCAUAGAAACUGUUCAUAAUUGUAAAAUGUGGAGGUCUGUGAAUUUCGCAAUUAGUGGGAGGCAAAAAUGUACAUUUAUUGUUACCCAUAAGAACUUUUGUGUAUAAGCUUUGGACGUGUGAAAUGUCUUUUGUGCCAACAUAA
Messenger RNA from Engraulis encrasicolus (European anchovy), 2690 nucleotides. It is a transcript of the gene ackr5, whose product is annotated as G protein-coupled receptor 182. Gene Ontology annotation, cellular component: membrane. The record is from RefSeq and is a predicted model, not a curated record. The coding region runs from base 268 to 1377 and encodes 369 amino acids. Lineage: Eukaryota; Metazoa; Chordata; Actinopteri; Clupeiformes; Engraulidae. Gene Ontology annotation, molecular function: G protein-coupled receptor activity. The transcript has 3 exons. Gene Ontology annotation, biological process: G protein-coupled receptor signaling pathway.